This is a messenger RNA of Fusarium odoratissimum NRRL 54006, 1227 nucleotides long. RefSeq lists its product as uncharacterized. The transcript is spliced from 4 exons. Lineage: Eukaryota; Fungi; Ascomycota; Sordariomycetes; Hypocreales; Nectriaceae. The record is from RefSeq and is a predicted model, not a curated record. Bases 1 to 1227 code for a protein of 408 amino acids. Gene Ontology annotation, molecular function: epoxide hydrolase activity. Gene Ontology annotation, biological process: epoxide metabolic process.
AUGUUAAAACAAGGCCUUUUAUUGCUUCUUGCUUGGUCUGCCCAGGCCAAAGAUCUCAACUUCCACUUCCCCAAGACCAACUCCCCCCAACGAUUCGACAUCAAGGUCAACCAAGACUUCCUCGACUUUACCCUCCGCAAAGUCCGCGAGUAUCGUCCAGCCAACAGCUUCUUUUCAGAUUGGACCAACGAAGGCCCCCCCAAGGAUGCCGUGAAGGACCUUGCUGAAUACUGGGGCAACAAAUACAACUGGAGGGAGGUAGAAAAGUCAAUCAACAAGGACUACAAGCAUUAUGCUACUACUGUUCCUGGAAACGGCAACUAUUCUGCCCCAAUUCCUAUCCACUUCGUUCACGAAAGAUCCAGGAACAGCAAGGCAACCCCUCUGUUGCUGCUGCAUGGAUGGAGCUCCACGCACCUGGAGUGGAGAAAGGUCUUCCCGAAGCUGUCAAAGAACUUCCAUGUCAUUGCGAUCGAUCUUCCGGGUUACGGCUUUAGUCCUGCACCAAUUAAGCCAGGCCUCGGUGCCAAGGAGCAGGCUAUUGCUUUUGACGUCCUCAUGCAACAGCUUGGUUACAAGAAAUACGGCGUUGUCAGCACCGAUCUCGGCUGGAUUUAUGGCUCGGCCAUGACAGAGUAUGUAGGCGAGAACAUCAUCGGCCACUUCACCGACUUCUUCCUGGCGCAACCUACACCAGAGAUUCUCGCUCGUGCAGAGCAAGGCAAGACCACCCAGGAAGAGAAUGAAUACUUGGCUGGCUUGAACGAAUUUUCAACCAAGCACUUCGCCUACGCCAGUGUGCAGUCCCAAAAGCCUGGGCUUCUGGCUGGCAUCUUGUCGGAUAGCCCUGUUGGUACUGCUGCUUGGUUGUGGGACCUUAAGGAGGGUAGUAGUGACGGCGUUGAGCCUACGCAGGAGGAGGUUGUGACGGAUGGUUUCGUGACUUGGAUUCAGGAUACCUAUGGUAGCAUUCGAUCUUAUUCGAUCGGAGAAGCCGCGAUACCGACAACCAAGAUAUCCAAUGUUCCCACGGCUGUUACGACUUGGGGGAAUGAAAAUGGUCGAUUCCCCGGCCUUCGAAAGUUUCCUUUGACGCCCAAGUCUUGGUUGGAGCCGUUGGUUAACCUUGUUUACUAUAAGAAACACGCUGGCGGAGGUCACUACCCAGCCUGGACUAAGCCUGAUGAUUGGACUGCUGACGUGAAGGAGUUCUUUUUCUCUUUGUAA